Molecule: messenger RNA, 1503 nt
Organism: Aspergillus homomorphus CBS 101889
Lineage: Eukaryota; Fungi; Ascomycota; Eurotiomycetes; Eurotiales; Aspergillaceae
Product: alpha-amylase
Exons: 4
Coding region: 1-1503 (500 amino acids)
Biological process (GO): carbohydrate catabolic process
Molecular function (GO): alpha-amylase activity; calcium ion binding
Source: RefSeq, a predicted model, not a curated record
AUGGCCCGCCUCAUCUACAAAGGUGGACUCUUAACCACCAUAGCCAGCAUAGCGCUGGCAACUCCAUCAAUCGACGACUGGACACAGCGCUCAAUCUACCAAGUCCUAACGGACAGGUUCGCACGCCCAAACAGCGCACCAGACACAGCGUGCGACACGAGCAAAUACUGCGGCGGGACCUGGGCCGGGAUUAAGGAGAACCUCGACUACAUCCAAGACCUCGGCUUCACGGCGAUCCAGAUCUCGCCGGUGGUGGAGAACAUCGCCGAGACGACAACAGCCGGAGAGGCAUGGCACGGCCACUGGCCGCAGGACCUGUACGCGCUGAACGGGCACUUCGGGAGCGCGGACGACCUGCGCGCACUGGCCGACGAGCUCCACCGACGGGACAUGUACCUGAUGGUGGAGGUGGUGCUCAACAACAUGGCGCAAGCCGUCAGCACGAGGGACGACGAGCCGGUGGUGAUCGACUAUACACGGCUGCACCCGUUCGACAAGGAGGACUACUACCACCCCUACUGCAACAUCAGUGAUGACGCAGCAGGAGACGGGGCCGCGACACAGAACUGCUGGCUUGCCAGCGGACCCGUCGCGCUGCCCGACCUCAAGACCGAGGACGCGCAGGUGUCCGCCACCCUGCAGAGCUGGGUGCAAGAGCUGGUGCGUGAGUACUCGAUCGACGGGCUCCGCAUCGCCGCGACCGAGCACAUGGACCGCGGGUUCCUGCGGGAGUUCACGCAGGCGGCGGGCGUGUUCACGCUGGGGGAGGUGGACUCGGUCGACGCGACGACGAUGUGCGAGUACGACGACGCGGUCUCGGGCCUGCUCAACUACGCGGUCUAUAAGCCCAUCACGAUGGCGUUCGCGCCCGGCGGCGACAUGCCGGGGUUGGUGAACAGUCUGCAGACGGCGAUCGAGAAGUGCGACAACUACACGCAUCUGGCAACGUUCCUCGAGAACCACGAUGUGCCGCGGUUUGCGUCGCUUCAGAAUGAUACUGCUCUCGCGCAAAACGCAUUAGCAUUCACCCUGCUCACGGACGGCAUCCCCAUCGUAUACCAAGGCAGCGAACGCACGCAAGAAACCGCCAACGCACCCCUGUGGAUGCUCCCGGCCCCUGCCCCGGAAACCCAAACCACCACACAAACAAUAACCCAAACCCUCAACCACCUCCGCGCGCACGCCCUGAAAAUUGACGCGGGGUAUCCGACCAACCACAGCGAGACGCUGUACCUGGACGGCUCGACGUACAUCACGCGGAAGGGGACGGAGGGGAUGCAGAUCGUGUCGGCGUUCUCGAACCGCGGCGGCGGCAGCGAAGGGAACUACCAGGUCAACGUGACGCGGAUGUACCACCCUGAAACGGAGGUGAUGGAGAUGCUAGGCUGCGAGCGGCAUGUUUCGGCGACGGGCGGGGUGAUUCCCGUGGAGUUUGUGGCGGGGGCGCCGCGGGUGUUUUAUCCUGUGAAGUACCUCAAUGGGUCUGGACUUUGUGGGUUCUAG